AUGGCGUCGUCGUCGACCAAAAUCGGCCAUGGCCUUGCGAAGGCUUUGCGCAUCCGAGUGAACGAGCGCCAGGCUCAGGAUGAUGCCCUGACGCGGGGCGAGUCCACCUUCUCCCACGGUUCUGGAGACACAUACGUUGAGGAAGAGCCCGGCGCGAUGGAUUGGAUCAGGGAGUUGGUCCCAGAACCCUCAUUCUACCCCAGAUACGCACGAAAUCUGUUUCCCUUCACCAAGUGGAUCAUGCGCUACAAUUUGCAGUGGUUGAUUGGUGAUCUUGUCGCUGGCAUCACCGUGGGAUGCGUCGUCGUCCCUCAAGGCAUGGCUUAUGCGAAGCUCGCUGAGUUGCCUGUCGAAUACGGCCUAUACUCCUCUUUCAUGGGUGUUCUCAUCUACUGGUUUUUCGCUACCUCCAAGGACAUCACUAUUGGGCCUGUGGCGGUCAUGUCCACUAUUGUCGGCAACAUCGUUCUCAAGGUCCAGGCCGAACAUCCUGACAUCGAGGGCCAUGUUGUUGCGAGUGCGCUGGCCAUCAUCUGUGGAUCCAUCAUUACCUUCAUCGGCCUCAUCCGCUGCGGCUGGAUUGUUGAGUUCAUUCCCUUGGUUGCCAUCUCUGCCUUCAUGACCGGCUCUGCCAUCAGUAUCGCUGCUGGCCAAGUCCCAAAUCUGAUGGGCAUCAAAGUUGAAGGCUUCAACACUCGCGCUUCGACGUAUCUGGUCAUUAUCAACACACUCAAAUAUCUCGGCCACACCAAGCUCGACGCCGCAAUGGGUCUGUCUGCCCUAACUCUCCUUUACCUCAUCCGAUUUGCUUGCACCUAUGCCGCGAAAAAGAACCCGGCCCGCGCAAAGACUUUCUUCUUCAUCUCUACGCUGCGCACGGCCUUCACCAUUCUCCUCUACACUGGUAUCAGUGCCGGUGUCAACAUCCAUCGCCGAAAGAACCCUGCGUUCUCGAUUCUCAAGACUGUCCCGAGAGGCUUCAAGCACGCAGCAGUCCCAACUAUUAACACCGACAUCAUCAGCUACUUCGCAAGUGAACUUCCUGCUUCGGUCAUCGUCCUUCUGAUCGAGCACAUUGCCAUAUCCAAAUCAUUCGGCCGCAUCAACAAUUACACCAUCGAUCCUUCCCAGGAGAUGGUCGCGAUUGGUGUCACCAACCUGCUUGGUCCGUUCCUUGGCGGCUAUCCCGCAACCGGAUCAUUCUCGCGAACCGCUAUCAAGUCAAAGGCCGGUGUCCGCACCCCGUUCGCUGGUGUCAUUACCGCCGUCGUGGUACUCUUAGCCAUCUAUGCGCUUCCCGCGGUUUUCUUCUACAUUCCCAAUUCGUCGCUGGCUGCCGUCAUCAUCCAUGCCGUUGGCGAUCUGAUCACCCCUCCCAAUACCGUCUAUCAAUUCUGGCGGGUGUCUCCUCUCGAAGUCAUUAUCUUCUUCGCUGGUGUCUUGGUCACCAUCUUCUCCAGUAUCGAGAACGGUAUUUACACCACAAUCUGUGUGAGCGUGGCAGUGCUCCUCUUCCGCGUGGUCAAGGCCAACGGUCACUUUGUUGGCAGGGUCAAGAUUCAUUCUGUUGUAGGUGACCAUCUCAUUGACGAGAAGGACACGCAGAAUGUUGGGCCGCCCGGCAAGGAUCAGCAGCGCAACAUCUUUUUGCCAUUGGACCAUAAUGAUGGCUCCAACCCAAGCGUGGCCCCAGAGCAGCCUUAUCCCGGCAUCUUCAUCUACCGCUUCAGCGAGGGCUUCAACUAUCCUAAUGCAAAUCACUACACGGAUUAUCUCACCAAUUACAUCUUCACACACACGCGCCGCACCAACCCCGACUCAUGGCCUCGACCCGGUGACAGGCCGUGGAACAAUCCUGGUCCGCGCGCUGGUAAAUCCGAGCCUGAUCAGUCGCAUCUUCCAACUCUCAAGGCCAUUGUACUCGAUUUCUCGGCCGUCAACAACGUUGACGUGACAUCGGUGCAGAACCUGAUCGAUGUUCGCAAUCAGCUGGAUCGCUACGCUGCCCCGAAUGUUGUUCAGUGGCACAUUGCUUGCAUCAACAAUCGCUGGACCAAGCGUGCGCUCGCAGCGGGCGGUUUCGGAUACCCGACGCUGCCAACCCACGAGUAUAGCCGUUGGAAGCCAAUUUUCAGUGUGUCUGAGAUUGGCGGAACCACAUCUGCCGCAGCCGAAGCGGAAAAGGCGACCAACAAGGCCUUGCGCCGCAGCUCCUUCGCCCACACAGACAUUGAGCAGGCCGAUGGGCCCACUGCUAGAGCGCUGGAGAAGGACGCCAUCAACAUCGAAGAGCACGGGCACUACAGCCCGGAUGGGUCUGACAUGAACAAGGUUCUGACCAGCAGCAAAGCUUACAAGAAGGUUACUCCUGUCCACGGUCUGAAUCGACCUCUCUUUCAUAUCGAUCUUACGGCUGCUCUGCAGGCUGCAAUCGCCAACGUCGAAGCGCAGUAUGGCUCGCAAGCCUCAAGUCCAUCUGACCCGAAGCGCGGAGUCGGUACCCAGUCAGACUCAGAGAGUGAUGAUGUUACGAAAUUGAAAUGA
Cyphellophora europaea CBS 101466 is the source of this 2544-nucleotide messenger RNA. RefSeq lists its product as uncharacterized. Gene Ontology annotation, molecular function: secondary active sulfate transmembrane transporter activity. The record is from RefSeq and is a predicted model, not a curated record. Gene Ontology annotation, biological process: transmembrane transport. Gene Ontology annotation, cellular component: membrane. The transcript has a single exon. Lineage: Eukaryota; Fungi; Ascomycota; Eurotiomycetes; Chaetothyriales; Cyphellophoraceae. The coding region runs from base 1 to 2544 and encodes 847 amino acids.